Messenger RNA from Cephus cinctus (wheat stem sawfly), 741 nucleotides. RefSeq lists its product as uncharacterized. The transcript is spliced from 3 exons. The record is from RefSeq and is a predicted model, not a curated record. Lineage: Eukaryota; Metazoa; Arthropoda; Insecta; Hymenoptera; Cephidae. Bases 7 to 549 code for a protein of 180 amino acids.
UUUCGAAUGUCAUUUAGUGAAGUUGAAUUUUUUAAAAAUAAUAAUAUGUGUCAGGCAAUAAUUUCAGCGAUGAGAGGAGCGUAUGCAGAGAUGUACGAGUUGACGGACAUGUGGCGAGAAGCUAAUGAAAAACUUAUUGUUCAAGAAAGAGAAUUUGGAAUUGCAAAUAGUGAAGUUAAUGAUUUUAAAGAAGAUUCUUCUCAGUUACGAACCAUACGUCAUCAAGUGCAACGCUUAGAGUGGAAAAUGGAUCAAACUAAAAAUCUUCUGCUAGACUGGCAGAGUUCUGGCAAGAUGGAGCGAUUACGUACUGAACAAAGAAAUGUUGAGCAAGAAGCAGAAAGACAGUCAGAGAAUUUAUACAUGGAACGGAGAAAUGAUUGUAUGAAUGCAGUGCGCAAUAGCUUGGAAAGGAAGGUAAGAUUAGAACAGGACAAUUUUGAACGAAAUGCUGUAAGAGCUCAGCAGAGACAAAAAGACAUGAUCAUUCUUCUGAGAUCUGCGACGCUUUUACAAAAUUAUAUCAGUGACCUUAGAGCACGACAUUAGAACUAAUCAGAAUGCAAUAAAAUCCAAAAUUAUGAUGCUGUAAGCCUCUGAGAUAAAGGAACUAUAUAAUGUGAUACUGACAGCCGUUGUUUAAGCAUAAUUGCUGGUAAAUGCAGAAGCUGCCAGCGUGUUGCCAAUGGAAGAAUUUUAGUAACAGUGUAUUCGGGUGCCCAUCCUAGUUGUCGUUCCAUG